Scomber japonicus (chub mackerel) is the source of this 1557-nucleotide messenger RNA. RefSeq names its product zinc finger protein 771-like. The coding region runs from base 1 to 1557 and encodes 518 amino acids. Gene Ontology annotation, biological process: regulation of transcription by RNA polymerase II. The transcript is spliced from 5 exons. NCBI's taxonomy places the organism in Eukaryota, Metazoa, Chordata, Actinopteri, Scombriformes, Scombridae. The record is from RefSeq and is a predicted model, not a curated record. Gene Ontology annotation, molecular function: RNA polymerase II cis-regulatory region sequence-specific DNA binding; DNA-binding transcription factor activity, RNA polymerase II-specific.
AUGGCACCACAACAGCUGGGAACCCUCAAAGAGUGCUUCAGUAGAUGGUUGGAGGCUCAGGAUAUGGAGAAGACAGAGAUGGAAAAGAGGGUAAAGCUGGUAUGGUGGCACUAUGAUAGCAGGUUCAGUAAGAAACCUGUAACUCAAGCCCAUGUUACUCCACAGGAGCCAAAGCUCCCACAGCAGCAUGUCUGUAAGGAGGAGGAGGAGGUUCUCACUGACCAGCAGCUCUGUGACCAGGAGAGGAACUCAAGUCUGGACCAAGAGGAACUAGAGCCUCCACAGAUUCAAGAGGAACAAGAGGAACCAGAGCCUUCAGAAAUUAAAGAGGACCAAGAGGAAUCAGAGCCUCCACAAAUUAAAGAGGACCAAGAGGAACCAGAGCCUCCACAGAUUAAAGAGGAACAAGAGGAACCAGAGCCUUCAGAAAUUAAAGAGGAACAAGAGGAACCAGAGCCUCCACAGAUUAAAGAGGAACAGGAGGAACCCUGCACCAGUCUGGAGAGAGAACAGCUGGUACUGAAGGAGGAGACAGAAACGUUGAUGUGGACUCCUACUUGUGAGGAAAGUAAAGAUCAGACUCUGGACUUGAGUCCUGAUGAAACUCAGUUGGCAGCAGAGGAAGAGCAGGUUGUCAGCAUGUCAGUACAAACAGUUAAAACCUCUAAGAAACCUGAACCAGACAGUGACGAGCAGCUCCUCUCUCACAACUCUAAUAAUCUCCAAGAUCACAAAGAAGGCAAACAUGAAGACUCAGGAUCAACAAGAAAAGCAGAACCAAAACCACAGAGGGGACAUCAUAGUAGAGAAAUUCACAACAUUGAAUACAAGUCUACCACUUUAAAGAUUCAGAGUAAUACUUUUACAGGGAAACAGUGUUUCAAAUGUGACACUUGUGGCAAAUCAUUUGCACGCAAGUGCAAUUUUAACAGACAUCUGAGAGUCCAUACAGGUGAGAAGCCGUACCCAUGUAACACCUGUGAGAAAAGAUUCUCUAGGGUGGGAACAUUAAAACGUCAUUUGAGAACACACACAGGAGAGAAGCCGUAUACAUGUAACACCUGUGGGAAAAUAUUCUCUAGGGUGGGAACAUUAAAUUAUCAUUUGAGAACACACACUGGUGAGAAGCCGUACUCCUGCAGCACCUGUGGGAGAAGAUUUCGCGAAAUGAAAGCAGUCAUCAGACACAUAAGAACACACACAGGUGAGAGGCCAUACCCAUGUAACACUUGUGGGAAAACAUUCUCUCAGUUGUGCAAAUUAAAAGCGCACAUUAGAAUCCACACAGGUGAGAAACCGCACCCAUGUAACACUUGUGGGAGAAAAUUCUAUGUGCUCUCAGCAUUAAAACGACACAUGGGAAUCCACACAGGUGAGAAGCCAUAUCCAUGUGACACUUGUGGGAAGAAAUUCACUGAGCUAGGAAAAUUAAAAGUGCACAUGAGAAUACACACAAGUGAGAAGUCGUACAAUUGCAAAACUUGUGGGAGAGAGUUCAGAUAUACUCAUCACUUGAAGAUGCACAUGAGAAAACACAUGGAAAAAGAUUCUGUCUGA